Athene cunicularia (burrowing owl) is the source of this 1299-nucleotide messenger RNA. It is a transcript of the gene OPTC, whose product is annotated as opticin. Bases 112 to 1119 code for a protein of 335 amino acids. Gene Ontology annotation, molecular function: protein binding. The record is from RefSeq and is a predicted model, not a curated record. NCBI's taxonomy places the organism in Eukaryota, Metazoa, Chordata, Aves, Strigiformes, Strigidae. The transcript has 7 exons.
CUCUCCCACACCAAGAAGGAGGGGAAAGGGGGGCACCUGGCCCCAUCCUGCCCUGCAUUGCUGGUCCUGUGGGAGCCCUGUGCCCCCCAGGGACCGUGGUCCCCAGCGGUGAUGCUGGCUGGGUGCAGGAUGAAGGCCCUGGCCUGGCUGGGCAUCACCAGCCUGUGCCUGGGGGCAGCUUGGGCUGUCCCAGCCAAGGAGGAGAGGAGGAAGGCAGAGAAGACAAAAGCUGACCUGGUACUCUACGAAAACCUGGACCUGGACAACUAUGACCUGACAUUGGACAACUACGGGGACAUCUUUGACCUGAACAACUAUGAGGAGCUCUAUGACUACGGUGACCUUGCUCCGAAGAUUGAAGUCGGCACCCUGGCUCCUCGCCCCAAGGACCCCGCGGCUCUCCCAAACCUGGGCCCCACGGCUGAAACCCCAAAGCUGCAGCCUCCAACCACCGCCGGCCCCAUCCACCCAGCGCCCGUCCCCGCGCAGGGCCUGCCCAGCUGCCUGCUCUGCCUGUGCGUCAGCACCUCCGUCUACUGCGACGAUGUCAACCUGGAGCACAUCCCGCCGCUGCCGCCGGACACCACCUACCUCUACGCCCGCUUCAACCGCAUCGGCACAAUCCGGGCCAGCGAUUUCACGGGGCUGAAAAAGCUAAAGCGAAUAGACCUGACCAGCAAUUUCAUCUCCUGGGCAGAUGCAGACGCCUUCCGCCUGCUCCCCAGCCUGCAGGAGCUCAUCCUGCCCGAGAACAGGCUGACGGCGCUGCCCGAGCUGCCCGGCAGCAUCGUCCGGCUGGAUGCCCGUCUCAACAGGAUCCCCAGCACCGGCCUCCGGCCUGAAGCUUUCCGGGACCUGAAGCAGCUGCAGUUUCUCCAUCUGUCUGAUAACCAGCUGGAUUAUAUCCCAGUGCCCCUGCCCGAGAACCUGCGCUCCUUGCAUCUCCAGAACAACAACAUCCAGACCAUGCAUGAGAACACCUUCUGCAACAGCCAAGACCACAGCCAGAUCCGCAGGGUGCUGGAGGACAUCCGCCUCGACGGCAACCCCAUCAACCUCAGCCUCUUCCCCAACGCCUACUUCUGCCUGCCCCGCCUGCCCACGGGCCGCUUCUUGUGAGCCCCACGGCUCCAACACUGGGAAACAAGGGGGAGGGUUCCCAGACCCACCAUGACCCCACCCCAGACCCCCUUGGACACUGCUGCUCCAUGGAAAACGUGGGGUUAAGGCAGAUGCAUUUAACCCUGGUGGGAGCUGAGCCUUCACAUAGGGGUGAACUCAGUUCUGGGGCAAAUCAGA